GGUGGGGGGAGGGAGUGAGUGCCUCCCCUGCGAUGACGUCACCUGUCAUGGCGGCGCCCAUGAAAGUUGGAACAAAUACGUUGGAGAGCUCCUCUAAGUCUGUGAUAGAGCAAAUAGCAGACAAAUUCAAGGUUGCCGAAAAUUCCGGACCCCUUGUGGAUAAGGGUGUGUCAGACCUUAUUGAUGGAUUAGUAGCCACGCGGUUAGAUGAGAAACAGAGGGCGGAACUGUUUGAUAAACACCUCUGUCCUGCCAAUGUGCAGAAACUUAAACCACCCAGGGUUAAUACCGGUAUUUGGCAGUCGAUGGAUUUAGAAGCAAGGCAACGGGAUGCCAAAUCCCAGAAACUACAGGAAAUUUUCUUGCGUGGUUUAGUGCCCUUAAUUUCGGCAGUUGACAAACUAAAUGACAUGUCAAACCGAAAGUCUUCUGAUCAUGAAUUGGUCAACAAAGUAUCCUCUGUCAUGGGGGAUAUAGUGGAUGGCGUGGCUCUCAUUGCCUCUGGGAACUACGAACUCAGCAUAAAAAGGAGAGAUGCCAUUCGACAAAACUUAAGAGCUGAAUACAAACCGCUGUGUUCUCACAGCAAUCCUGUCACAGAGUUUCUGUUCGGGGAUGACUUAUCAGACAAGAUAAAGGACUUAUCUGAAACCAACAAACUUGUUUCAAGACUUGCCUCCCCGGGGCGUCAGAUGUCUGUGAGGGGGAGAGGCAGUGCCAGAGGAAGGGGCUGGCGAGGAAGGGGUAGAGCUACUUUUUUAGAGUACAACACAAGCAAUUUCCACAGUCCAAACAGGUACAACCCCUAUCCUCCCAAGUUCCAGAACCAGCAGGGAAACCGCGGGUCACCCCUGAGAGGAAGGAGACCACACCGGAUGUAAAGCAACCUGAUAGAGCGAGUGUUGCAAAAGAUUCGGGAGGACAGAGCAGAGGGCAUGUUGAUAGUGCCCAGGUGGACCACUCAGAGCUGGUAUCCGAUGCUGUUGCGGAUGAUGGUGUCACCACCACACCUCAUUCCCCAA
Haliotis rubra (blacklip abalone) is the source of this 1022-nucleotide messenger RNA. RefSeq lists its product as uncharacterized. The transcript has 2 exons. Bases 33 to 881 code for a protein of 282 amino acids. The record is from RefSeq and is a predicted model, not a curated record. Lineage: Eukaryota; Metazoa; Mollusca; Gastropoda; Lepetellida; Haliotidae.